AUGGUAUUUUGGGGGAACAAGGUGGCAAUAGGUGCAGUAGGGGCUAUCCCAGCUCUUAUUGAUUUGCUCUACCAGGGCACUCCAAGAGGAAAGAAAGAUGCGCCUACUGCUAUUUUUAACCUCUCAAUAUAUCAAGGAAACAAGGUGAGGUCUUUAAGGUCCGGGAUUGUGCCACCUUUGAAGAGAUUUCUUAAGGAUGCUGGGGUGGAAUGA
Molecule: messenger RNA, 213 nt
Organism: Ilex paraguariensis (yerba mate)
Lineage: Eukaryota; Viridiplantae; Streptophyta; Magnoliopsida; Aquifoliales; Aquifoliaceae
Source: the annotation of a GenBank genome assembly